CCUUAUCGCGCCCCCCGCUCCGCCCUCACCGUGACGUCAUCGAGGCGGCCAUUUUCAAACCCCAGCAGUAAGGAUGGCGGUGCUGCGGCCCUUCGAUAAGCUGCCGGACCUCAACAGCGCCACUAUACUGCUGGUGGGCACGGAGAGCGGCGUGCAGCGGCAGCUCGCCGAGGCCUUACUGCGGGAGAAGAAGGACUUCUGCAUCAACAUCCACCUUGCAUCGUCCCUCCCCUUACCUUCAGAGAGGGAUCACCUUCGGCCCAGGAUAGAUAUGAUUGCAUUUGUUAUUGACAUCAAGAGCAAACGCAGCUUGAAGACUGUUCAAGCUUCACUCGCUUAUGUGGAUGUCAGAUUCUUCCUGGGAAAAGUGUGCUUCCUUGUCACUGGGGUUGGCAGAGUGAAGAGCUGCAGCAUAGAUAUGAACGCCAUCUCGAAACUGGGAGAUGUCUACUGCAGUCCUGUGAUAUACUGUGAGCUGGAGCUGGAGAGGAUACGAGUUGCCACCGCUCAGCGACUUCUCCGGAUAUUACAGAUCUGUUCUGGUCGUGUAGCAGGAGUUACUCCCUUGUACUUCAGCUUGCUGAUGAGGAGCAAUGCUGGUGAUUAGCCUCUUGAUGUGAGAAUUUAUCCAGAUUCAUCGUUAUUUUUUUUACUUCUAAGCAUUUAAGCUGCUGCAGUUGGAAUUGGGAAGCUUUCUUGCCAGAUUUGCCACUCAUCCAGUGCUGUUUGUAGUUGCUAGUCUAUAAAAAAAAAAAAAAAAAUCUUGGUUCUCUUUGAGUGAAUAAGGUAUAGGUGAGGAGAGGGUAGUUUGAAAUAGUGAUCCCUAUCUGUUGUUACAUUUGAAUGCUAUUAUGUGAUGGAUUUUUGGGUUUCAGCCACUUUGCUGGUGGCCAGGAGCUACAUAUUCUGAUACUCUCAGUAAAACAGGCCACUAUCCCAGAUGCUGCUUAUUGUGGUUGAGUGUCUUAAUUUCUGUAGGCAGCAGGGGAGGCAGGAGGCUUGUACUUCCUUAACAGAAAUAUAGCACCUUAGACUAAUGCAGAACCUCACUGCAAAUUUUGCUUCCCCUCCAAGAGAGUAACAAGGAGAAAGGCAGUCCUUUGGCUUCAAGAUAUCCUGCAAUUGGCAGUUAAUGAUCCAGCUGUGUGAGCAUCUGCCCACUGAAGGGCUCAGCAUUUCCAUGCCCGGCACAUAACUAGAGAGGAAGGGACUGAAGAAGAUAAUCUAACACUUUAGCUUUCUUUGAAAUCUUGAGAGGAAAAAGAGGCUUUAUCUCUUAAGCCCAGAAUAAUGUGAUUUCAGCAUCUGUCGAGUGUGCUACUGCAAGUUGGCUACUGGGAACCAAGGACAGAUUUUUCUGAAGAUGUCAAACUUUCAAUGAGUUAAGAAAUGAGGAGGGCUGUAAUAGAGUGUGGCAGUCCUUGGGUUACAGCCCUUACAGGCAGGCCACAGUGGGAGAAACGUGCAGCUGCUAGUGAAAAUCAGCCCUGCCCCCAGAUAGAAAAGGCACAGGAUUGUUUUGUUUUUUUCCCCUCUCUCAUGCUUCCAGAGAAUCAAAUCUGAGAAUAAUGGAAGUUGCUGGCUUCCAGCAAACCUCUACAAAUUGGGCAGUUCAGCUUCAGAAAGCUGCAGGACUGCACUCGUCCUUCCAGCAUCUGUAUGGCUGAGCCUCUGCACUCUGUGGCUGACCAGAGAUGAAAGCCAACUGGAUUAUAGCAGUGUACUGAAAACACACAGUGACUCCUGCAAGUUGGGCAUGUGAUAUGUACAAUUACUUAACUAAUAGCUUCCUAGCAGCAGUAAUUUGUGUUUAUUCUGCCAGUUAAUAGUGUGUUUUGGAGUUUUAAAUUAAUAAAAUAUAUAAUGUUGAUCUGUA
This is a messenger RNA of Coturnix japonica (Japanese quail), 1876 nucleotides long. RefSeq names its product centromere protein M (gene CENPM). Lineage: Eukaryota; Metazoa; Chordata; Aves; Galliformes; Phasianidae. The record is from RefSeq and is a predicted model, not a curated record.